AUGCUUGGGUGUUGCACAUACAGCAAAAGCUGCGAGAUUCCGUGUUAUGCCCUGGUUUGUCUCGUUCCUAUCCCCUCCCGUGGCGUCAUCGCAAGGUUGUUUCAAGAUGACUCUGGCCUGCCAGCGACUUGA
Molecule: messenger RNA, 132 nt
Organism: Parastagonospora nodorum SN15
Lineage: Eukaryota; Fungi; Ascomycota; Dothideomycetes; Pleosporales; Phaeosphaeriaceae
Exons: 2
Coding region: 1-132 (43 amino acids)
Source: RefSeq, a predicted model, not a curated record